Messenger RNA from Propithecus coquereli (Coquerel's sifaka), 939 nucleotides. Its product is annotated as olfactory receptor 6C2-like. Lineage: Eukaryota; Metazoa; Chordata; Mammalia; Primates; Indriidae. Gene Ontology annotation, molecular function: olfactory receptor activity; G protein-coupled receptor activity. Gene Ontology annotation, biological process: G protein-coupled receptor signaling pathway. The record is from RefSeq and is a predicted model, not a curated record. The coding region runs from base 1 to 939 and encodes 312 amino acids. Gene Ontology annotation, cellular component: membrane. The transcript has a single exon.
AUGAUGAAAAACAAGACAAUAACAACCUUCAUUCUGCUAGGGCUGACGGAUGAUCCUCAACUUCAAGUUCUGAUUUUUGUGUUUCUAUUCCUCACUUACAUGUUGAGUAUAACUGGGAAUCUGACCAUCAUAUCUCUCACUUUCAUGGAUUCACACCUUAAAACACCUAUGUACUUUUUCCUACAGAAUUUUGCCUUAUUAGAAAUUUUGUUUACAUCUGCUUGUAUCCCUAGAUACUUGUACAAUAUAGCAACAGGUGACAGAUCAAUUACUUAUAAUAUUUGUGUCAUUCAAGUAUUUUUUAUUGAUGUCUUUGGAGUAACAGAAUUUUUUCUCCUGGCUGUUAUGUCCUAUGAUCGCUAUGUGGCCAUCUGUAAACCCCUGCGCUAUAUAACCAUCAUGAACAACAGAGUCUGUGGAAGGCUCAUCUUCUGCUGCUGGACCAUUGGCUUGUUGAUUAUACUCCCACCACUUGUCAUGAUACUAAAUCUAGAAUUCUGUAACUCUAAUGUAAUUGAUUAUUUUUUCUGUGAUUCAUCCCCUAUUUUGAAGAUUUCAUGCUCAGACACAUGGCUUAUAGAACAGAUGGUAAUAGCCUGUGCUGUGAUGGCCUUCAUCACAACCCUUCUUUGUGUUGUUCUGUCCUACAUAUACAUUAUCAAGACCAUUCUAAGAUUCCCCUCCAUUCAGCAAAGGAAAAGAGCCUUUUCCACCUGUUCUUCUCACAUGAUUGUGGUCUCCAUCACAUACGGAAGCUGUAUCUUCAUCUAUGUCAAACCUUCAGCAAAGGAAUCAGUCACUAUUAAUAAGGGUGUGACAGUGCUUAUGACGUCCAUUGCUCCCAUGUUGAACCCAUUCAUUUACACUCUGAGAAACAAACAAGUAAGACAAGCAUUCAGUGACUCCUUCAAAAGAAUUGCAUUACCCUCAAAGAAGUAG